AAUUUACCUCUUCAUUAAAGAUGAAGUUUGCAAGUGUCUCUUUGAAUGAUAGUGCCAAAAGCACAAUUAGCCCUAACAGUUUCAUAAAGAUGGGAGCCUUUCCAUUUUUGAUUCCUGUCUCAAUAUGAACAUUAAUUGUUGUACCAAUUGUCCCAUGCGUCGCAGUUAAAUAUUCUAAGAGUGGUGUAGCAUUGAAUUGAAAAUAUAGUUUCAGACACUCACUCAUAUUUAUAUCAUAAAGUCUCUUAAAAUGAAGUUUGAGACCAAUUGGCCGAAAUAGGUAUGGCCACUCUCUGGAUAGAUCAGUAAUUUCAGGGCAAGAAUCGUCUUCAGAGCGUUUCCUCUUCUUAGCAUUUUGGAAAGCUUUUAUGUCCUUGUGCAUUUGUAGGACCACUUUUCUUUCAUUUGGACAUGUGGUUUUUCAACAAUACACAAUUCUUGCUGGAUCUCUAUCUUUCCUUUUCUUGGAGAUGUCAAUUAGUUCUUGUCUUAAAGCUUCUUGUGACUCUGCCGUUUCUCCCGGGGGCAACCUUGUAUCAUGCCAUGCGUCUGGAGUCAAACCCAUGACCGACUUGACCGGCAUGUUUAUAAUUAGAUUUUCUUUGCCUUCAUGUUUACUAAUUUGAGCAUCUUUCCGUGGAAUAUAGUUAUCAAACUGCUCUCCGCAAUGUUUUAUGAAUCUUUUGAAACCAAGGUUCGUAUCUCCUACUUUGUCACAGAAUGAAGCAGGAAAUUUCUUUCCUACUGCCUCUGCCAUGUUGACCAUAAUCCCUCGCUUGGCUUUGGGAUACGCAACCUUGGCUGCUCCCACCAUGGUAUUAACCAGUAGCAGCUCUGCUACAGCAGAUGGCCUCCUCUUCUCUUUCAACUAAGCUAGGUCCAGCUCACCUUUGUCGUGUUUAGCUAUUUUAUCUAACUGCCAAAUAAGGUCCCAGGUAAUCGGCACUAAAAUAGUGCUUUCAUCAAAACCACUUGUACUUUGUUGAGAUUGUUGAUUCUGAUCUGGAAAUUUAAAAAUAAAAUAAAAAAAAUUAAGAUUUUAAAGACUUAUAACUGGGUGUUAAGGCCUGUCCAGUUCUUCAGUUUUCUUACUUGAAUUUUCCAGGUGGCAACCAGAUUUCCAAUGGUCAAUUAGCCUUAAGGACUGAAACUCGUUGAGGUUUUGGGCCUCAAGAUGUGCUUGGGUGACAUGUUUUAAAUCCAUAGCAGUAGUCUAUCCUUACCAACUGGUCUAGCAAAGCACUUACUGGUGCCCUCUGUACACUCGUUCAAUAUGUUUUCAUUGUUGUUUCUUCAGACAUAACCAUAGAUAAGGGACCUGGACAUUAUUCCUUUUCAAAGGUCAAACCAGAUACUUUGUUCUAAUAUUAAUCAAUAGCUUAUUUCUCUGUAUAUUAGUUUAUCUGGGGCGUUGACUUUGGUAGUUUCUUGGGAUAACAAUUAUAAUUUUGUUCCAGCUACUCCUUUUAGGUCGACUUACAGUAACGCCCCUAAGAAGGACACCAGCAUGAAUAAAGCUCAGAAAGAACAGCUCCUAAGGAUAAUGGCUUAUCCACCAUAUUAGGGAUGGUAGGUUUGUAACCGGUUUCGGUCAAAAACCGGUCUGAUGAAGAAAAAAAAACGGUUUUUUCGAACCGGCCAAGGGAAUCGGUUAAAACCGUAACACCGGCCUAAACUGCUAAAAAACCGUUUUUUUUUGUUUUUUUUGCGAUAGUAAGUUUUAGAGGCGAUUGAACGUUUCGUCGGGGCCGGUGCUCUUGGGUCUCCGCCUCGCUACAGACUGCGCAGCGCGCUCGAGCUGGGCCGAGCCGAGCGAGCGCCGAGCGCCGAGCCGAGUCCAAGCGCGAGCCGCUGGCGCUGUCUGCAGCGCGGUGGUUCAUUUUCUUGCCGAUAGAUCACAGCACGCUCUGAGCGCCGCGCCGCCGGCCUCGUGAGCUGUUGACAUCAGCUGAUCUCAUUCUCAUUCAGUCUUCAGCUUCAGUUUCGAGUCAAAUUUUGUGGGUCAGGUCAGUGGUCAGUGACACCUGUUAAGUAUCGAGUGUGAACGUAGCCGUUGCUUAUCGUUGCCAUGGGAGGCAUCAGCGCAGUCUGGAACUACUUCUCCCGCUUGCCGAACGCAAGUGGAAAAGUGUAUUGCAGAAAAUGCGAGCGCCGCUUCACCCACCGUGUCGGGGGAGGGACGUCCACCUUGAUUCAACACGUCGCUUCUGCCCACGGUGUUAAUCUCCCUCGACGCGGUGGGCGGAUUUCAAGGCUUGGGCCUCAGCAGUCACCCUCCUCAUCCUUACGAGAAGAGGAGGACGUCGACGGCGACCUGAGCAGUGAAGCCGGCAGCAGCGCCGCGGCUACGCCGACGCCGACAACACCCACAACUCCUCGAUCUAGCAACAACAUCAGCACUCCAAGAUCUCGCCCAUUUUCGGGCCCAUUUCAACGUUGCAUCAAUAACGUUACUUCAUUCGCUCCAGGGGGACACCGGGAUGCCGAGAUAACGAAUGCGCUGUUGUUCAUGGUGGCCUCAGAGAAGCUCCCGCUCAGCUUCGUUGAGAAGGAGGGGUUCAAGUUAUUCAUGAAGAAGGUACAGCCUAUGUACAAGAUCCCUUCCGAACCGACUGUGCGGGCGCUCCUAACCUCUAAAUAAGAAGUGCUCAAGGGAAUUAUUUGCGACGAGAUGAGCAAGACAGAGGGCCUCAGCUUGACAAUGGACAUUUGGACUCAGAAGAGCACAAUGAGAAGUUCGCUCGGCGUGACAGCACACUACGUGAAAGUGUUGCCUACUAAGAGGAGAGUUCUACGCUCUAUUGAGCUUUGCGCUCAGCCGCUCACGGAACGCAAGACGAUUUCGUAUCUCCGCUCAGUCAAGAGAGAUAUUUGUGAAAUGUGGGGCAUCACGAAGGAUAAGGUACAAGUCAUCGUCACGGACGGCGGGGCGAAUAUCAAAGGAGCAGUGUGAGAAGAAUUUGGAGCUGACAAGCACAUGUCCUGCUUUGCUCAUUUGAUCAACAUUAUUGGUCAGUCAGUUCUCAAGCCAUCAUCAGCCUACAUUAAACCCUCUGAGCGUGAGCCAGAUGCAGCAGCAGAAGUGGAUGUUCACAUUCCAGAUAAUGAAUCAGACUGUGAAGAUGACACUGUUGUUCCUCCUGCACCUGCCUCCACUGAAAGUGUUGAAUUUCCUUAGUUGUUACUAAAGGUCAAAGUCAUUGUCAAAUUCUUUCGCCAGAGCGAGGUUGCCACAUCUGAGCUGAAGAAACUUCAAAUGGCGGAGUGGGAUGUCAGUGAAUCUCAAACGAAAAGACCUAUACAGGAAGUCCGCACAAAGUGGAACAGCUGUUACGCCAUGAUAGAAAGAUUUCUUCUGCUAGCAGACUUCCUGCAGAGGGUUCUAUUAAAGGUGAAGCGAGAAAAGAACACCAAGACCAGGCGUCCCAGCUUCUUAUCUGACGAUGAAUUAGAUGCACUUACUGAAGUACGUCAAUUACUGAAACCAUUAGAUAUUGUUACAAAAUCAAUAAGUGGAGAAAAAGUUGGUACUUUGAGCUUGGCCAUCCCUCUACUCAAUGCUUUGAAAAAGAACUUAGAGAAGGUAGAAGCAGUGACACCAAUAGGGUUUCAAAUGAAACACACACUAACUAGACUAAUAGAAGAGAACUUUCCAAAGAUUGAAGAGCAGAAGCUGUAUGGGUGCGCCACUUUGUGCGACCCAAGGUUUAAGAAUGUUUUCUUUUCUGGCAUAGAGGGAUGUGCUGGUGCCAUCAACAAUGUUGGAAAAUUGAUCAGGCAGCAUAUGGCUGCCAGUAGGCAGCAGCAGCAGCAGCAGGCUGACAUACAAGAGAACUCCACUCCCAAUAACACUACUGGCCAAAAUGAAGUUGAGGGAUUUUGGUCGGAUCUGGAUCGGGCAGUUCAGCUGGCCAAUGUUCAACGCUCUGACACAGUGGCGUCUAGUGGCAUGCCACUUGAGUUAAAGCAAUUUUUAAACAGGCCUCCUGUAGACAGGAAAACCCACACUGACCCUCUACUGGCCUGGGAGGAUUUAAAGGAUUUGUAUCCCAAUGUGUGCGCUGUUGCCCUUCGCUUCCUGCCUCUGCUUGCCACCUCAGUUCCAAGUGAACGCUUGUUUUCUCAUGCUGGGCUCAUCGCUACUCAGCUAAGAAACCGUUUGAGUGGGCAUCAU
Frankliniella occidentalis (western flower thrips) is the source of this 4174-nucleotide messenger RNA. RefSeq names its product zinc finger BED domain-containing protein 4-like. Lineage: Eukaryota; Metazoa; Arthropoda; Insecta; Thysanoptera; Thripidae. The transcript has 6 exons. The annotation marks the transcript as partial. Gene Ontology annotation, molecular function: protein dimerization activity. The record is from RefSeq and is a predicted model, not a curated record.